UCUGCAAAUGGACCAAGGCCCAAACACGUCCAUCUCCUUGGCUCGGCCCACCACCCCCCCACCACCACGCCGUCGCGCUCCGCUUCCUCCCCUCCCGCCGGCGACCUCGCCGCCGACGCCGCCGCCACCGCCGCGUCGACCUGACCGACCGACACAAACGGCGUAGCCGCCCCUUGCUGGCCGGCGAGGCCACCAUCCGGGAGAGUGCCAGUUACUGGUUUAGCGAAAGCAGAUGUCCUCCUGGGAAGACGACGACUCGGCCGCGGCCGCCGCGGCGGCGGCGGCGGCGAGCACUGACGUGGAGCUUCUCAAGCGAGCGUGGCGCAACGAGAAGGCGUCUCCGGAGAUCCUUCGCUUCGACUCUCCCCUCGUCUCCCGCGUCCGCGAGCAGAUCCAGCUCCUCGAGGAGACGCUGGAUGACUUCGGCGAGAGCGGCGUCGACGACCUGGUGGUGUCGCUCUACCAGAUGGAUCUCGAUCGCACGCUCUUCCUCCUCCGAUCCUACCUCCGCCUCCGCCUACAAAAGAUUGAGAAGUACAUGAUGCACAUCUCCAAGUCUGAAGAUCUCUUGAGCCGGCUGUCGCAGCAGGAGCAGCGAUUUGCGAAGAGUUGUACGGAGAUGAUGGAGAAGCAUCUCGAGCAGUCAGUGCUGUCGAAGCUUCCAUACGGGUAUGACUCCGUCACGAGGCAAUCAUUGUCGAGCACGGAGGAUGACAUGGUUCCAGAGCCUCAGCUUGACACCUUUGUCUUCUGCAAAACCAAGAGUGACGUAGGAGCAUUCCAGCUAGAUGAUAUAGGGGAGGAGGUUGUGGACUUAGUUGCUGAUGAUUUGUAUGUCCUCCGGUACAAGUCCAUCAAGGGCCUUGUUGAGAGUGGGCAAAUCGACCUUAUUUGAUGCGAAUCACAAGGUAAAUGCUAGCAAGUGACCACUGAAGAUGCAAACUCUGUGACAGACGUAUCAGAAACAAGUCUUCUUUGGUUUUGUCGUGAUCUCUAAGUGGGUCAACUAUGGAGGUGAGGGUGACCCGAUGUGCUGAUUCCUGUGAAAGAGGAAAUUAUGUGGCAUCCUAUUAUAUGUAGUCAACAGUAAUCAGUUAGGAGAAUGAACCAUCGGUACAUGUUCUAAAAUUGUUAAUUUUCUAGAUUGUCAUCAUUUUAGUUGUCUUGUUAACCCAGGGUCCUUCAAGAACCAAGAUUAUUAACGUCCUCGGCAAGAGAAAUCUAGUUCACUGGUGAUCGUUAUAAAUUGGACGACUCUUUUGCCUUAGUUGGCAGCACAUGGCUGGCAAUGGCAUCUGUAGCCAUUUUUAUAAUUAGUGAGCAAUCAGGAUCAUAUGCAAUCCCACUCAACUUUGUCCAAGUCUCUUAAAAGUGGAGUGUUUGCUUUGA
Oryza sativa Japonica Group (Japanese rice) is the source of this 1389-nucleotide messenger RNA. RefSeq names its product DNA replication complex GINS protein SLD5. Gene Ontology annotation, biological process: double-strand break repair via break-induced replication; DNA-templated DNA replication. Gene Ontology annotation, cellular component: GINS complex. Lineage: Eukaryota; Viridiplantae; Streptophyta; Magnoliopsida; Poales; Poaceae. The record is from RefSeq and is a predicted model, not a curated record.